Molecule: messenger RNA, 459 nt
Organism: Dacryopinax primogenitus
Lineage: Eukaryota; Fungi; Basidiomycota; Dacrymycetes; Dacrymycetales; Dacrymycetaceae
Exons: 3
Coding region: 1-459 (152 amino acids)
Source: RefSeq, a predicted model, not a curated record
AUGGCGCUAACACAAAAAGCAUUAAAGCUGUUGCGGGGUACACGUCCUCCUCUUGAUGACCCCAAGCGGGUCCAACUCGAGCGCUUUGCCCCGUUCAUCAACAGAGAGGCCUCAACAGAGGCGGAGAUGAGCAGCGGUCCGAGAUGGGAGGCAUUGGAGGACAGUGGCUGGUUUCGGGAGAGCACAGCGACCGAUGCAAUGCCGGUAUGGGAGGAGGUGGAAGUUCAGAGGAAGGACCUUAAGACUCUCAGUCGCGAGGAAGCUGUCCCCUAUCUACCGUCUUCAUCAGUUCUUGCAGAUAAUGGCACCGGCCAGCCUCCACCUCCAGUGUCAUGCUGCCAUGGACCUCGCCUUGGCCAGUGCAUCCAUAACUACGCUCAUGGCAUGGGCGAUAGUCUUGAUCAAGUUCGGAUCCGCGGUGAACGGAUUGGAGGAAAUGGCUACCACGCUAUCGGAUAG